This is a messenger RNA of Eruca vesicaria subsp. sativa (arugula), 282 nucleotides long. Lineage: Eukaryota; Viridiplantae; Streptophyta; Magnoliopsida; Brassicales; Brassicaceae. The record is from the annotation of a GenBank genome assembly.
AUGGCUUUGUUGAGAAGUCUAUUGGGUGCAAAGAAGAUUCUUGAAGCUGCAACAAGCAAAAGAGCAACCUCAGCGGCACCACCGAAAGGGUUCCUAGCGGUGUACGUAGGAGAGAGCCAGAAGAAGAGAUAUGUGGUGCCAGUCUCAUACUUGAGCCAGCCUUCGUUUCAAGAUCUUCUCAGAAAAUCAGAAGAAGAGUUUGGGUUUGAUCAUCCAAUGGGUGGCUUGACGAUCCCUUGUCCUGAAGAUACCUUCAAUAGUGUGACGUCUCGGUUUCAAUGA